GCUUCAUGUGUGUGAGGCAGGUACUCUACCACUAGGCUAUAUUCCCAGCCCCUAUAUGAAUAUAUUUUGUAGCACAUCCUCAUCCCUAAUAUUAUAGACUUAUAUAGUAACUAGUUGUAGAUGUUGAAAUCAGAAAAUUGGCUUAAUUUUGUUUUACUAAUAACUUAAAAGUAAAAGCCAAGCUUUUGCAAGAAUAAUAGAAAAUCAUGUAAUUCACUCUUAAGAUUAGAACCUGAUUUGGAAUGAUUAGUGUAUUUUUAAUUAUAUUAAUUACUUUAGUCAAAAAUAAAGUUGGAUUUUCAAACCAGUCACAGAAAGUAGAAAUUUGAUACAACAUCCAAAACAAAAACUUGAUUUGCAUACAAACCAUGGAUAUGUUGAUUUCACUUGUCUAACACGUCAGGUAACUGCAGUACCUCUCCUUUUAAGAACAUUCUUUCAUGUUUGAUGUCUUUUCUUUACUCUGUUAGAAUUUUCAGUGUAGAAUUUGUACAAUGACUGUUCAUAUAUUAUUGAGCUUAGUUAUGUUCCGUGGGUGAAAACAUGAUAGAGCUUUUUUUUUUUCCUUUUUGUCUAUGUUUCUAUGCUUUUUUUUCAGGGAGGGGUAAAUUGCUAUCUGUAAAGUCCUCCCUUCCCCCAGUAUGCUACCUUGCUACAGAAUUGGCUUGUUAUUUUAUCAGGGACCUUUCACUUCUGUGAUUUCUCCUUCCCUCUCCACCAGGAAAGAAUGCAAUACUUAAGUCAUACUGCCUCCAAGACAUCUGAUGUUUUGACACUUCCUUAGCACAACUCUGCCAAACCCAAAUCCCUUUUGUUAAAACCCUUAUGUUGAUGAUCCACAUGGGGCAUCAGGGAUUACAGGUGCCAUGGCUAAAAAAUAGUAUGGGAAAGGAAUUUGAGGCCUGGUAUUAGAGGGAUGGGUGGAACUGAGGUGAACAGAUCCUAGGAGAGCAGUGAUUAUGAAUACGGGAGGAAAGGAAGAACAAUGUUUAUAGCAAGGACAUUUCUAUUAAAAGAAUACCAGACAGGAAAACGAAUGGGUGGGAAAAUUGUUUUCACUGUCAUGAGAAGCUAAUUAAAUAUUACUUUUCUGUUGGGGAUAGUGUUGAAGCAUUCUGAUUUCUCUGAGAAUACUCAAAUUUUUUCUACACAUAUCUUUAACUGGAAUCUAUACAUUAAAAGAAAAAAUAAUACAAUGAGCUUCCUAUAUCUGCACCUUUAGUGUGUUUCUAGGUUGUUCUGUUGUGCUUAAUAACGUGAUGAAGACCUGAGUGAGUUUGUGCUAAGUUUGGGGGAUUGGGGUUGUUUUGUUUCAUUCUGCUGGAAGUAUUUAAGACAGCUUAAAUACUGCCAGGAUUAAUUAACUCUGGCAGGCAACUCUUUGUGUUUUGUAUUAGACUUCAAAAAUCUUUUCUUGUUCUCCUUUUUCUGUUUUUUUUUCUGUUUUUUUUUAAUCCAGGAGAAUGCUUUAUUUCAACUUUUAGCUGACUAGAUGCUUAACUUAGUAACAAGUUUAGCCCUUGUAACUGGCUAGCUAAAAGCAAAUCGGCUUGUUUCUCAGAUCUUUGGGGGAUAGCAAGAAACAUUUGAGUGAAUGUUGUUGAAGAUUUUCAGUAGUAUAGAAAAUGAUGGCGCUCUUGUGAUAUUUGUAAGUACAAGCAAGGAUUUGGCACAGACAUCCUAUUUCAUGGCUACCAACAGUCUGCAUCUUACCACAUUCUGUCUUCAGUACAAACCAACAGUGAUAGCAUGUGUAUGCAUACAUUUGGCUUGCAAAUGGUCCAAUUGGGAGAUUCCUGUGUCAACUGAUGGAAAGCAUUGGUGGGAAUAUGUGGAUCCCACAGUUACUCUUGAGUUACUAGAUGAGCUAACACAUGAGUUUCUACAAAUAUUGGAGAAAACGCCUAGUAGGUUGAAGAGGAUUCGAAACUGGAGGGCUACUCAGGCGGCUCAGAAACCAAAAGUAGAUGGACAAGUAUCAGAGACACCACUUCUGGGUUCAUCUUUAGUCCAGAAUUCCAUUUUAGUAGAUAGUGUCACUGGUGUGCCUACAAACCCAAGUUUUCAGAAACCUUCUACAUCAACAUUUCCUCCACCAGUACCUCUAAAUUCAGGAAAUGUUUCUGUUCAGGACAGCCGUACAUCUGAUAAUUUGUCAGUGCUAGCAACGGGAAUGCCCAGCACCUCAUAUGGUUUGUCAUCUCACCAAGAAUGGCCUCAGCAUCAAGAAACAUCAAGGACAGAACCAAUAUAUUCACAGAAACAGGAAGCAUCUUUGUCUAGUAGCCAAUACAACAUCAACUUCCAGCAGGGACCUUCUAUAUCACUGCAUUCAGGGUUACAUCACAGACCUGACAAAAUAUCUGAUCAUUCUUCUGUUAAGCAAGAAUAUGCUCAUAAAGCAGGGAGCAGUAAACAUCAUGGGCCAAUUCCUGCUACUCCUGGAGUAAUUCCUCAUAAAAUGUCUUUAGAUAAAUACAGAGAAAAGCGUAAGCUAGAAACUCUUGAUCUCGAUGUAAGGGAUCAUUAUAUGGCUGCCCAGGUAGAACAGCAACACAAACAUGUGCAGUCACAGGCAGCCAGCAGCAGUUCUGUAACUUCUCCCAUUAAAAUGAAAAUUCCCAUCACAAAUGCCGAAAAGACUGAAAAAUAUAUGGCAGAGAAAAAAGAAAAGAGUGGAUUACUGAAAUUAAGAAUUCCAAUACCACCCACUGAUAAAGGCACCAGUAAAGAGGAACUGAAAAUGAAGAUUAAAGUUUCAUCCUCAGAAAGACACAGCUCUUCUGAUGAAGGCAGUGGAAAGAGCAAGCAUUCAAGCCCACAUAUUAGCAGAGACCAUAAGGAGAAGCACAAAGAACAUCCCACAAACCGCCACCAUGCCAGUGGCCACAAGCAUUCCCAUUUACAUGUUGGCAGCAGCAGUGCCAGUAAACACAGUGCUGAUGGAAUACCACCUACAGUUUUGAGGAGUCCAGUUGGCCUGAGCAGUGAUGGCAUUUCCUCUGGUUCCAGUUCUUCAAGAAAGAAGCUGCAUAUCAAUGAUGCCUCUUACAACCAUCACUCCAAAAUGAGCAAAAGUUCCAAAAGUUCAGGUAGUUCAUCUAGUUCUUCCUCCUCUGUUAAGCAGUAUAUAUCCUCUCACAACUCUGUUUUUAACCAUCCCUUACCCCCUCCCCCUGUCACAUACCAGGUGGGCUACGGACAUCUCAGCACCCUCGUGAAACUGGACAAGAAACCAGUGGAGACCAACGGUCCUGAUGCCAAUCACGAGUACAGUACAAACAGCCAGCAUAUGGACUACAAAGACACAUUCGACAUGCUGGACUCACUGUUAAGUGCCCAAGGAAUGAAUAUGUAAUCAUUUGUUUAGGUCAAUUUUUCCUUUUUUUAAUUUAAAAAUUGUUAGAAUGGAAAACCUCCUCCUGAUUUAGCAGUGGUAACACAUGCUUUUGCUGCCACUGCUUCAAUAUUUGUAAGUGCUGCUUUACUCGUCAUUCUGAAAAGAAGAGAUUAUAGUAAACAAGUCUUUAUCUCCACAUAUGAUAGUGUUAUAAAUACUGUAAAAGCAUGGAAGGUGCAAAAUUCAGUAUUUCUACAGUUGCAGCUGAGAACAUUAGGAUGAAUGGCUGGCUGCUUCUAGGAAUAUAAGAUGCGUCAAGCAUUCAUUAUUUAUAAUUUGAAUACUGUAGCUGUUUUUUGUUGCUUGGCUUUUGGAUGAGUGUAACUUGUUUUAUUUUGUGUAUUUAUAUGUGUAUGUAUGAUUUGCAUGUUUCAAUGAUAAAGGGAUAAAACAGUAUACUGACAACUGUUUACAAGAAAGUGGAGAAAAAUGUACAUACAUUUUUGUAUGUUUAGAUAUUACCAUAAAUACUCAGGAUUGGAGCUGCUUGUAAGUAUAACAAUAUACAGAAUAACUUUAUUUUCUCUUGUCAGAGUCCAUCACUAAUCUAAAAGGUGGCACUUUUUCAUGUAAACCUUAAACUCUAGGCCUUACUGGAAGCCACUGAUGGGGAGACACUUCACUACCAGAUGGGUAUACAGUGCCUCAGGUAGUCUUAUGCACUACAGAGCACUCAAAUUCUGCCUUCAGAGUUUCUGGCCAGAUUGACUAAUGAAAUAGCCCCUAAUUUUCUGAAGGCUUGAAGAGGAAAAAAAAAUAAAGUUUACAUACUCUUGAUGUGAAGUGCAUUUAAAUGUUGGCUUGUUGCAGUACCAUAAAACAACUAUUAAUGAUGGUUAUGUGGAUUACUGUGAUUUAAAAACUAAAUUUACAAAAGCAUACAUAGUGAAGAAUCAGUAAGUUUUUUGUUUAAAGAACUUAAACACUACAUAUAAUAGUAAGCUGAGAUUGCUUCCUUUAGCAUUCACGAUAACACCAUAUUUUUUACUAUACUCCUCCCCUGAGGUGUGUUUGCGUUGUGAUGCCAUAUUUCUUUUUCAGGUAAAUACAGUCUUCCUUAUAAAAAUGAAAAUAAACCUAUGCUCUCGAUUCUUUUAUAUACUAAUAAUAAAUAAAAAUAAAAUAUCACUGACUGUGCAUUGUACCUGUAUUUAUAGCUUAUGGUUGUUAUCAGGAAGCUAUGUUUUUUGUUUUUUAAGAGAAAAAAAAAUGCCAGCCUCCAGGCAGACCUGUAGUGGAGGAUUUUACGUUUGCACAUCUCAGUAUAUUCCUGUUGAGGUAAAGUUUGCACAGUCAUCUGACUCCUGAUCCAACAAUAGGCUUUAACUUGCGUACAUUUUGGUUUAAAUGCCAGUAGUCUGGCUCUUGUUUUUCAGUUAAUCUUGAAUUUUUUCUGUGGUAAAUCUUCAAGCUGUUGAGUAUCUUUAAGAGGGUUGGAUUCAACCUUGGUUGAACUGAAGACUAUGUUAAUUUUUCCUCUGUGUAUAUGAGCUAUUUUGUUACAAAGCUACUGGUAUGUGCACAAUUGUAAUUUUACUCAAGUAUAUUGUGGUUGUAAAUAUUAGAGGUUUGAACUUGUGAUCUACUUUUAUUUAGCAGUUACUUAAGUUGCCAGUAGCUUUAUAAUUUUUUAAAAUAAUUGUUCAUUACUUUGUCGAUGUUAUUUGAACUUUUGACAUACUAGGAGCCUCUUUGUAGGGACUUUGCCUAGGUAGCAUGUCCUCACAUUUGUUCUUGUCUUGCAUAACAUUAGUAAUCUUUGUCAUUAUAUGUAACUUUGUUGCUCUGUGUAGCAUAAUGUUGUAUCCAUAAACAUGGUAAUUUUGAUACAGUUAUACUUUACCAUGGUACAUAAUCCAAGGACUAGUAUAGAAUUAAGCUGAGUGCAAGAUGAGGGAGGGAAGGGUUUUGUUCUUGGUAAUUUAGAUGUGAAACCUCCACAGAGCUAUCAUGUAAAAUGACAUGGGGUGGUUGUGCUACUGUAUAAUG
Messenger RNA from Perognathus longimembris pacificus (Pacific pocket mouse), 5389 nucleotides. It is a transcript of the gene Ccnt2, whose product is annotated as cyclin T2. Gene Ontology annotation, molecular function: cyclin-dependent protein serine/threonine kinase activator activity. The record is from RefSeq and is a predicted model, not a curated record. Lineage: Eukaryota; Metazoa; Chordata; Mammalia; Rodentia; Heteromyidae. Gene Ontology annotation, biological process: positive regulation of DNA-templated transcription, elongation; regulation of transcription by RNA polymerase II. The transcript is spliced from 5 exons. Gene Ontology annotation, cellular component: cyclin/CDK positive transcription elongation factor complex; nucleus. Bases 1595 to 3358 code for a protein of 587 amino acids.